CAUUUUGAUUUCAACUUCGCUUCGAAAAGUUCGAAAUUUGAACUGUUGAAAGUUGAACUUGAAUCAGAAUGGUAUUUUUUACCUAAUAUACCUAUUUCUUUUAUGUGAUUAUUGUAUUUUCUACUAUUAAAUCAUGGUAGAACCGAAAACAGAACUCCAGAGAAAUGCGGUUGUUGAGGCUCGUCAAAAGGAGCUGGAUGUUUACCAGCGCGCUUUGGACAUCCAAUGGCUCAACAGCCGGAUGGAAGAUGGCCGAAUGGGCCGCUGCCUCGCCCUUAUACAGCGGGAGGCCGAGAUGGAAAAGGAUUUUCAGGAGAGAACAGAUCAUGCAGCCAUAGUCAAUGCAAGAGCAGAGAGAGAAACCAAACUAGGCAUAGAGAUAGCCAAGGUCCGGCGCGAAGAGGUCUGUCAGCUGCUCCGCAGACAUUAUCUGAGGGAACGGGACCCUAGUCUGAAGGAGCUGGCGAAAAAACUACAAGCUGGUUAUGUUUGUAGGGACAUACAACAGCAAAUCCUUCAUAAUGAGUACAGGAGGCUGCAGGAAAAGGCAGAAGAUGUGCGCUCCAACAACAUACUCCUGAACGCACUAUCAGAUGACAAAGACGCUGAAUAUCAAGAGGCUAAAGAGAAGAUGCAACGUACGACACAAUACUGCAAGGACUUGCAGCAACAGUUGGUCAACAGGCAACGGCAGAAACAGUGCCAGUACGAAGACUCGUUGAUUGAGAAGAAAAUGUUAGAGGAUAUUGUUAGGACGAUGUCUGAUGAGGAUAAACGAGAGAUUCAACAAAAACGCGACCUUACCGUGCAGAUGCGUCAUGAAAUGAAAACGUUCAUGCAAGCACGAGAGGCUUGGAAACAGAAACAGAAGGAGAUGGUCAUCAAUGAGGAACGGAAGAUUGAGGAGCAGAACAAAAUGAUGUCUGAUAGGAGCCUUGCUAUAGUGCAGGAGAGAGAGCGCAAAAUGAAGCUUAAGGAGGAAAUUAAUGAAAAGAUGUCAGCUAAAAUAUUAGCAGAUGAGGCUGCCCGCCAAGAACGCACAAACAUAAUCAAGCUCCUUCAAGAACAAGAGUACUUGGAGAAGAACUUACAAGACGAUGUCGCGGAGAAGAUGAAGCUCGAACACAUGCGACGCAGCACCAAGGAGGCGCUGACCGAACAGAUCGAGGAGAGGAAACAAGCGGUUAUUGAUCGAAGGAGGGUAGAAGCACAGUUUAGAAAAGAGACAGAAGACAAAAUAGCAGCGGACCUAGCUAAAGAACGCGAGGAACAUCAGAAACGAAGAGAGAAAGGGAAACUAUACUCACAGGAGCUGCUGCGACAGAUACAAGACAACGACAAGCGCAGGAAACAGGACAAGCAGAUGGAAGAGAGGCGGGCUCUCUACGUGUUCGAGUAUGAUCAUAAGUGGCGCGAGGAAGUAUCGAAAGAACGCGAGAAGAUGAUCGAAGAGCAUGCUCCUCAACUCCUCGGCUACCUUCAGGCAGGAGUACUCCAGCAUGGGGACCUGCCUGCAGUACGGGCUGGUGCUGACAAACGACCUGACUUGAAGACCCUGGAUAUUGAAGGCAUGGCUACGUCUAAUAGGGCACAUCGGUUUGCCAAGUGUAAUGCUAUGUGUAGGGUACUGAGGGAGUAUUGAAACUGUAUUAUUUUAUAUUUAUUAUGUCAUCUUUCAUGUUGUAUGUCAUUAUUAUUUUAACAUGAUAAAUUGCCCCAACCGUCAUCAUAGUAUGACCACUUUAUAAAAUUAAUUACUGUUGGCGUAAUACAAUACAUUAAAUAUACCAAAGGAGAUGUUUCGAAAUCUAUGGAGACCACCAGAUUUUUCGAGGUACUUUACGUAUCAUACAUAUCUCAUUUAUUUCUUAAAAUUAAAUGAUUUGACAACUGGCCAUGAAUCAUGGCUCAUGAAUUUUAAAUUGACUAAAACUUUCAGUCAACUAGGGUAUUGUUAAAUUGUAAAAAAGAACCUUAUUGAAAUGCUUGCUUGCAUCUGGUCAUGUCAAGAAAUCUGAAAUAUUCCGUUGCAAAUGCAAAAGUAACUCCGCCUGUCUCGCUUUCACGCCAAUACUACUGAAUCAAUUUAAAUGAAAUUUGGUAGAUAGAUAGUCUAGAACCUGAGAAAAGAUAUAGCCUGUUUUUUAGCCGGUUGCGGGAGAUUCCCUCGGGACGAUGUGGGUCAAACCGCGGGAAAUAGCUAGUAGCAGAAUAAUUAUGAUUAAAAACAAAACAUUUGCAUGUGUGUAUGAAAUGAAAAUGUUAAGCAUACUUACAAUAUUUGAGCGUCAAGAUAAAAUAGACUGUAACUGAUAUACUUUCAAGUAUAGAAAAUACAGUAGGUACUGACAAAAAUGUCGAUCGCUUAAAUAUGUUGAAAUAAUGAUAAUAUGUUUCAGAAUAGUAUGCAAGUGUUUUGUUAUUUUUUGAGAUUUUAAAUGAAGCAUAUAUAUUAAACUAUCAAUAUCACUUAACUUAAUUUGUCUUAUAGUAACUUUCGCCUUUGGUAUCACCCACAGCCCGAGGAGCUAUUUCUGUAGCCUAUGUUUUUCACCAGAGUACCACUAUUUCUGUACUAAAUUGAUUCUUAAUUGGUUCAGUCGUUUUAACGUGAGUGCGUAACACAGAAUGAGUUAGUUAAUUAGGAUAAAUCUAGUUGUAACAUUAAAUACAUUAUUUACUUCAUAAGAUAAGCACAUCCAUUUCCAUCUCCCGAGCCUUUUCCAGGUUGGGGUCGGUUUCAGUUACCCGGGCAACCCAAUACCCCCUUGGUUAGACUGGUGUCAGACUUAUUGGCUUCUGCUUACCCAUAACGUUGUCAAAGAUGUUCAAUGUAAGCCGGGACCUACAGUUUAACGGGCCAACCGAAAUACAGUCAUUGGUGUCCAAGAUAUAUUUAGAAAGUACAUACAAACUUAGAAAAGUUGCAAUAGCACUGAAUCGAACCCGCACUCAUACUUGAGAGGUUGGUUCUGUACCCGCUAGGCCACCACGACAGAAGAUAAGCACAUAUCAAACAGUAAUAUAUCUACAACAGCUUGUAAGCUGCAGGUACCACAUUUCGCGUACCGCAUUGUAUCGCGGCUAAUCGUAGCUUGAAGGCGCGAUGACAUUUAGUCUACUACACUAGCAGAGGAGGAGAAGCGACUUCACGCUGCGUUCAACCGCGACACGAUAUGAUACCCAAAAUAUGUAUUUCUGUGUAUUUGUAUGUGAUGUGAACUGACUUUAAAUGCCUGCCCACCGUUGCAAAUAUCCCAAUAUUUCCCCUUAUUUAUCAAUAGGACUGUUCUAACAGGUACAAUAGGUCUCCGCAGUCCAUAGCUUCACUAUUUCUACUUCUUAAAAGAAUAUCCAAGGCCUUGGCAGCCUUUUCAUCAAGCGUGAAUAUCUUGACUGGUUUUACUAACUCUUCAAUGUUGAAGAAACCUGCUGAAACAUAAAAAUGCAAUUUUUAUUAAUUUUAAUGCAUUUUCAUAACGUAUUUAAUGUAUUUUGUAUCUUUGAUAACUUUUUGUUAGUGGCAUUAUUUAUUACAUUUUAACUAAACUCUUUUGCAAAAAAAGCGGGCACCUAUGCGAAAUCUUAGUUUUAAGGACUUUACGUGUACUUCAAAGGGUUUUAAUGAUUUUAGUAUGUUUUUAGCAUCAAAAGAGUUAGCCGAGCAUGCGUGAGAGUGUAUUCUAAAUUUGAAUUUUGUACAAUUGCUAAGACAUUGGUUAAACCUUGUUUUGGACUAAUUGCUAGCAGAAAGUUCGUCGGUGUUUUGAAAAGUUUUUGAAGUGAUUUUCAGAAAAAUGAUAAUGCAGUUUUAAUUAAUGAUUCAUGUACUUUUUUGUUAGAUCAAAACAUUUUUGAAAAACUAUGCGUAUUUGAUAAAAUGUUCACCUGCUCUAAAUGGGCUAUAUUAAUGAUUGAUGGCAAUGUUAAGAGUUUCGGUAUUUUAGUGUAAAGCGUUAUAUUGUUUAGAUAUUGUACCCACGUGUUUUAAAAUAUCGCUUUUUCAUAAAUAAACACUAUUUAGAAGAGUAUCAGUACUU
Molecule: messenger RNA, 4040 nt
Organism: Helicoverpa armigera (cotton bollworm)
Lineage: Eukaryota; Metazoa; Arthropoda; Insecta; Lepidoptera; Noctuidae
Product: meiosis-specific nuclear structural protein 1
Exons: 9
Coding region: 134-1642 (502 amino acids)
Source: RefSeq, a predicted model, not a curated record